AACAGUCAAAUCUUUAUGUCAUGACCUCAUUUAAUCAUUUGUCAUUGUGAUUGAAUCAAAUAUUGUUAUAUGAAUGAUCGUCGCCAACACAAGUUUAGUUUAUUCACGGCUUUUUGACUAAGUGCAAAAAGUAUCAAACAUGGUUCUCACACUGUACAAAUAUGACCUGAGCCCUCCAGUCAGGUCUGUCCUGAUGGUGAUUGAACACUUAGAGCUGCCAGUAGAAUAUGUUGACGUGAACUUCAUGAAGGGAGAGCACCUUACAAAUGAGUUUAAGAAAAUCAAUCCACAACACACGGUGCCUACGUUGAAAGAUGACGACUUCAUCCUUGGAGACAGUCAUGCUAUUUCGGUAUAUUUAAUAAACAAAUACGCGAAGGAUGACUCUCUCUACCCCAGUGACCCUAAACUAAGAGCCAUUGUUGACCAACGUCUGCACUUUGACAGCGGUAUCUUGUUUCCAGCAAUCAAAAAUGGUUUCGCUCAAGUUGUCUUCAAGGGGGGUAAGAAAAUGACCGAUGAUGCCAUAGAAAAGAUUACAUCUGCGUACGAGUUCACAGACCAAUUUGCAACCAAAACCUGGUUGGCAGGAGAGCAGUUCACAAUUGCUGAUAUCUGCUGCGUGACAACAAUCAGUAGCUUGAACGAAAUAUAUCCUAUUGAUGCACAGAAGUAUCCUCACCUGUAUGCCUGGUUGAAACGUUGUUCAGAGUUGGAUCUUUACAAGAAAAAGAAUUAUCCCGGAAACAAAGAACUGGGAGAUGUUUUCAGAAGCAAAUUAGGAUAAGAAAUCUCAAUUUAAAUAUUUUUUAUAAAAUUUAUUAAACUGUUAAAAAAGUAAAGAUUUCAUAUUA
Pieris rapae (cabbage white) is the source of this 854-nucleotide messenger RNA. RefSeq names its product glutathione S-transferase 1. Gene Ontology annotation, molecular function: glutathione transferase activity. Lineage: Eukaryota; Metazoa; Arthropoda; Insecta; Lepidoptera; Pieridae. The coding region runs from base 140 to 787 and encodes 215 amino acids. The record is from RefSeq and is a predicted model, not a curated record. The transcript has 6 exons. Gene Ontology annotation, biological process: glutathione metabolic process.